Abrus precatorius (Indian licorice) is the source of this 702-nucleotide messenger RNA. Its product is annotated as probable RNA-binding protein ARP1. Gene Ontology annotation, molecular function: RNA binding. NCBI's taxonomy places the organism in Eukaryota, Viridiplantae, Streptophyta, Magnoliopsida, Fabales, Fabaceae. The transcript is spliced from 5 exons. The record is from RefSeq and is a predicted model, not a curated record. Bases 1 to 702 code for a protein of 233 amino acids.
AUGAACAACAACGUUGGACAAUUUGGAGACACAACUCUUACCAAAGUUUUUAUUGGAGGGUUAGCUUGGGAGACUCCUAAGGAUGCCCUCAAAGAACACUUUGAGAAGUACGGUGAGAUCCUCGAAGCCGUCAUCAUUUCCGAUAAGUUUAGUGGCAAAUCCAAAGGCUAUGGCUUUGUGACGUUCAAGGAGGCUGAGGCUGCGAAGAAGGCUUGCGAGGACUCAACAAAUCUCAUUAUCAAUGGCCGUCGAGCAAAUUGCAAUUUGGCUUUCCUCGGUGCUCGUCGCUCAAAGUCUCCUUCCACUGCUUCAUCGCCACCUCCAAAACCACAAGAAGGAUCAAACGAUGGAGGAGCGAGGAGCAACGCAUCAAGCGCACCAGCCAAUCACGUGCAGCGGUAUUAUCCGGUGGGGACACCGGUUUCCCUGUUGCAUCAUCCCUUCUAUGGGUACACACUUGUCACGGACAUAAAUUACAAUUACAAUCAGAAGCUGUGCUACGGCAAUGGUGGGGCCUACAUGAAUGGGCACCAGUUUUACCAGGUGUACCCGAGGAAUGCUAUUAUGGGUGCGAGCACAAUGAUGCCAAUGUACCCUCUCUAUCAUUGUCAUCAUCCAUUAGAUGGCAAUGGGGCAUUUUGGGCCAACACACAUCAUGUCCAAGCCAGCAUCCAUCAUUCCUCACACAGGUGCGACACAUGA